CAACAACAAAGACUCACUCCUCUUCACCAAACACCCACAUCAUCAAUGGCCAUGGCCAUCCAAGCAAGUAUAAUCUCUGGUAAUGAAACUUCAAUUCUUCUCAAAAACGCCAUCAAUGGCCUUAAAAACCCCACAAAAACCCCAUAUACCUAUCUUAAACGCAUUCCUAUGAGAAUCCAAGCCACCCAAUCUGCACACUACCCUCAACUACAAGUCCAAGAAUCAACAAGCAAGCCACACAACAACAACCAAGUCCCCAAAUUCCAAUUCGAAGAGUACAUGAAAACAAAGGCCACAAACGUGAACAAGGCACUAGACGAGGCAGUCCCAUUACAAGACCCAAUAAAAAUCCACCAGGCAAUGAGGUACUCCCUCCUCGCCGGUGGCAAGCGAGUCCGGCCGAUCCUCUGCCUCGCCUCGUGCGAGCUCGUCGGAGGAGACGAAUCGCUGGCAGUCCCAAUCGCCUGCGCCGUCGAAAUGAUCCACACCAUGUCACUCAUCCACGACGACUUGCCAUGCAUGGACAACGACGAUCUCCGACGGGGCAAGCCCACCAGCCACAAGGUCUUCGGCGAAGAAACCGCAGUUCUAGCCGGUGACGCCCUCCUCUCCCUCGCAUUCGAGCACGUUGCGGCAAAAACCAUCGGUGUCUCACCAGACCGCGUGGUUCGAGCCAUUGCUGAAUUAGGUUCAGCAAUUGGGGAAGGGCUGGUGGCAGGACAGAUUGUGGACAUAUGUAGUGAAGGAAAGGAAGUGAAUCUGAGUGAGUUGGAGUACAUUCACGUGCACAAGACAGCGAAGCUGCUAGAGGCUGCGGUGGUGGGUGGAGCGAUAAUGGGCGGAGGGAGUGGGGUGGAAGUGGAGAGAGUGAGGAGGUAUGCAAGGUAUGUAGGGUUGUUGUUUCAGGUGGUGGAUGAUAUUUUGGAUGUGACAAAGACGUCGUCGGAGUUGGGGAAGACGGCGGGGAAGGAUUUGGCGAGCGAUAAGGCCACGUAUCCGAAGCUGAUGGGCCUGGACAAGGCUACUGCGUUUGCCGCCGAGCUUGCUGCUAAAGCCAAGGAAGAGCUUCACUACUUUGAUGCUGCUAAGGCUGCACCAUUGUUCCAUUUGGCUAAUUACAUUGCUCAUCGACAAAAUUAAUCAGUUAAUUACAAUAUUUGGUUUUUAAUGUUGUUGUUUGCCCUAGAGGGAUGUGCGUAGAUAUAUAUAUAUAUAUAAUGUAUUUUUUACAAUAAUUAAUUUUUAAUUUUGUU
Camellia sinensis is the source of this 1253-nucleotide messenger RNA. RefSeq names its product geranylgeranyl pyrophosphate synthase 7, chloroplastic. NCBI's taxonomy places the organism in Eukaryota, Viridiplantae, Streptophyta, Magnoliopsida, Ericales, Theaceae. The record is from RefSeq and is a predicted model, not a curated record. Gene Ontology annotation, molecular function: prenyltransferase activity. Gene Ontology annotation, biological process: isoprenoid biosynthetic process.